Aaosphaeria arxii CBS 175.79 is the source of this 590-nucleotide messenger RNA. RefSeq lists its product as uncharacterized. The coding region runs from base 82 to 516 and encodes 144 amino acids. The record is from RefSeq and is a predicted model, not a curated record. The transcript has a single exon. Lineage: Eukaryota; Fungi; Ascomycota; Dothideomycetes; Pleosporales.
UCGUAAAUUUGAGCGAAAGACAACCUCAGACUAAAGUCCUCCGUACCUAACUAACUAUUUCCUAGGUAAGACUCCGCAGGAAUGUCGACAACAUUGAACAUGCUAUCCUCUCGGUUCUACACAUCCCCCUCCCUCCCUACCACCACUAACACUAACCACUACCUACGACCCCCCGGCCCAGUAUUCCACUCUUAUUCUUUUUUCUAUUUACCCCUGGAACAAACCCAUGAACCGAACCCGACCUGCAACCUGUCUACCAACCUUACCAACAAUAAAGGACUUGUAUACACUUCCGGUAGACUUCGCUCGCACUCCCCACGUGACGGCCAGUGCACCUAUCCUCCUCCCUCCUCUCCUAACUACCUGGUCCUGGUACCCAUUCUAUCUAUCCGUCUAUCUACCAACCAGACAAGAAAACAACCAAAACAAGUCGACCGACCGACAAGGUUGGGUUUGGUUUCGACAAAACAGCCCACAAGGUUAACUAGGGUGCGGUGUUCUAUCUUAUCCCCUUAGUUUACUCCUCCGGGUACUCCAUCGUCAUCGCUUCGCGUCACAGCGCGCGUGCGCGCGAAAAGGACAUCGUCCCG